UUUGGAACUGCUGAUACGCUCUACACUGAAUCCACAGUUUUCGCAGGAUCAGAAGUGAGCCCCACAGUCAGAGAGGGGUGUUGUGGCUAAUGCAGAGGUCGCUAAAACAACAAAAGAACGAAGAAACCAGAGAGGAGCAUUGGAGCACCAUAGAUCUGAUCCUGUAAUAUGAAGGUGGAUGGAGUGGCAAUGAAGCUGUCUGCCUGACUGAGCAUCUCCUCAUUAUCAUUCCCCCUCCCCUCUCUUCAUCCAAUUCCCUAGUCCUAUCUGCCAUCCCCCUCUCCACCACAUACAGAGCCAAACAACUACCACCACCGAUCACUAACAUCAUCGCGCACACAUAUAGAGACACACACACAAACACACACACACUAUCCCUCUCUCCUGGGAUACGAUUUGAAGAUUCACAAGUGCAGCCUCUCAUUUGUAAUCAGUUGAAAGAGAGGAUUAUCUCAAGGUUUGCCCAAUCUUGUUCCCGGCCAGGAUAGAGGGACGGAGGAGGAAGAGGAGGAAGAGACUGGAGAGGAGGGAGGGCUCUGUGGAUGGUGCGUGGCGAGAGGAGGUCACCUGUAGGGAACCACUUUCCUUUCCUUUCAAACAACCUGGACUAACAGGGGUUUAUCCUGGGAUCCUGGGGGAUAACUUGACUCUGACACAAAGAAAGAGAGAGAGAGAGUAAAUAAAGAAGAGGAACAUAAGGAUCUUAUAUUUUUUUCUAAAAGGGCUUUCCCAUGGCAGAGAGUGGGCAUCCCGUGUCAGCACUAUACCCACCAGGGGGGAGUGUUUCCCCUGACUCUGCCCUCUGCACCGACCCCCUCCUGCCUCUCUCUAAGAGUUCCACAGAUGGGCUGACAGGUCCUCUGAGGCAGGAGGAACUCAGGAAGGGCUCCAGUGAGCAUACGGCUCCAUGCUCCCAAAGAGACAGAGAAACGGGCAGACAGGGGCCUUCUCAGGUCGUCCAGCACAACAUCCAACCGGACACAUCUGUCCGCGUGGACCCCAGGAAUGCUGUCCGCCCUCACACAGCCCAUCACCACGAAGAGGGAGUCACCAAUCAUGGUCACCAAGCCUUCGGAGAGAGCCAGGCGCCCCACCCCUUAUCAUCAUCACAGAGAGACCUGGGAGGACUGGAUCUAUCCAGGCUGAAUGUCCAGAGGAGUCACUCAGAUCCCCUCCACAUGCUCAGGGAGGUCCCUGCCCCUCCACCUCACAGUGAAACCAGCUGCCCUUCGUGCCCAGGGAGAGACGACCUUUCCCAGGAUGCCUCUCAUAAGGCUUUCUCCACCUUAGCCUGCAAGCAGCCCUUGCAGCUCCAGCACUGCAAUACAACCACAACCAACCCCACUGCCUGCAGACGGGGAAACGGCGGGGGAGGCAGACCCACACAGCAGCCUCAGGCCGGGUAUGUCAGGGUUGGUGCCCCUAGCCCCUCUAACACAGCCGCUAAGGUCGGCGGUGAGGCCCAACGCCUACAAUCAUGUGAGGAGGCCAUCUGCUAUUGCACUUUCAUCCACCCCCACGGGACGUUGAAGGACACUUUUGCGGCCUACUGCCACCCCCAACCCAUCCCCACCCCUGCCCAGCUGCUGCCACACCUUCCGGGCACAGAAGCUGAGUUCAGGGACCAGAGGGUGCUCCCGCCUCACCUGGCGCCUACCCUCCUCUCCCUCCCUCGCCUCAUGUCCUCCGUCAGCGAGACAGGGCUGGAUGCCAAGCGCCUGCUGCAAUGCUGCAACCUCAAUUGUAACCUCAACUGCUCCUGGGCCAAAACUCUACACCCUAGUGGAGCCCUGCAGCAGGACAUUCAGAAAUAUAGCUGUAUAAGCAGCAAUAAUGGAGCCACCAGGGACACAGGGACCAUGAUGUCCCCCAGGGAGCUCAGGGACGUGGGGGUGCAGACGGGCCAGGUCCACGAGACGUGUCCGGCCCACGUGUUCCCCCAGGUCUGCCUGGUGGAGGAGAAUGGGAAUGAGAACGGGAACGGGAACGAGACAGACACGUCCCAGAAGCCCCCAGUGAAGGAGGUGAAGUGGGAUGCGGAAGGGAUGACAUGGGAGGUGUACGGGGCUUCUGUGGAUCCUGAGGAGCUGGGCCUGGCCAUCCAAAAGCACCUGGAGCUGCAGAUCAAGGAGACUGCUGGCCUCGCUGCCAAGCUGUCCCGCCAGGAUCCAGCUACAUCCAGGAAGAGCAUUGGUGGUGCCGUUGGCUGGAGGAAGAGGAGCGGGGUGUUGGGCUAUAUCAGAACCCCAGCCUGCUGCGCACGCUCCAGCACGGCCGUGGACUGAGAGGGGAAACCUGAACACUGGGUUCCAUGGUCAAGAUGGCAGUUGCUUUAUUGCACAUCAAAUGUGACUCCAAUUCACCAGAGAUAGUGUCUGGAUUAGGUCUGGAUUAAGAGAAUCUUUGUGGUUGUCAGAAUCAUGGCAUGUGUACAAGAACCUACCAUCAUAUUGCUGAAAGAGGUGAAUGGAAAGACAGUGAAAGGUUCCAUUUGGAUGGAUUUGAUUGGUAACAGUACCUUCAUCACCGUAGAUGCCAAGUGAUAGAACAGAGUGCUGCCAUAACAGUCAUACAAAGUGAUAUAAUGGUUUCUUACUCAUUUAAGAAUGUUUUAUUUACUGGGGGGGAUAACUCGAUCUGAACAAGGGGUUUCUGUAAACGAACUUGCACAAAGGUAUAAACACAGUGUAGGAAAAGAAAGCUCCAAUACAGCACAGACUUCGAAUCACUAUGGCUAGAAAUAUGUGUCUAUCUUCCUUCUCAUUUCUGAUGCUAUGAUUUAGUCAAAUUCUGUGUGAAUGUUUGAAACAUACCGUAUACUGUAUAGGAUUUAGCACAUGGUAGAGACCACAGAAAUGUAUACCUUUUGACAAUCACUUCUACCGCUCUGUAUUCACAUAGAAAAUAUAGAAAAGUUAUCACAAUGCUGAAUUGACAGUACGUCAUUAGACUAGCAUAGAGCAAGACUUAAACUGACCUCCGAUGAUUCAUGCAGCACUGUGAUGCAGAGGAGAAUACCGUAACAUAGAGAAGGGGUUAACAGACUGGAGAAUGUGUAUCAAGAACGCAAACAUCUCAUCACAUCAUACAAUAUAUUAAUGCACAUAACAAUAGGUGAAAUGGCGUGUUUGUGAAUACAUUUUUCACUCCAUUUUUCAACUUCUCUUAUAUAAACAGUUAUUGCGUUUGACCCUUUAAUGCCAGGUAGACAAACUCAUUCCAUGGAGGGCGUAGUGUCUGCUGGUUGUUGAUUUUCCCUGUUAAUUAAGACCUAGACAACAAGGUCCGGGAAGUUCCUUAUAAUCAGUGGCCUUAAUUAAACAAUGAAGUACAAGAGAGGAAGCAACAACCCGCAGACACUCAGCCCUCCGCGGAAUGAGUUUGACACGUGCUUUCAUGUAUAUGUUCUGUGUGAUGAUUGUCUUGUGGACUCAAAACCACAGCCAAAUAAUUAGUUUAGUCAUAUAUCUAACCAGAAGGUUAAAAGUGAACUGUUAACCAGUAAACAGUCAUGUUGUUUAUCAAAUAACAAUCACUGAAAAGACCCACACCUCUACUCUUGAGUCUGAAUUCUAUCACUACUGUAACAGUAUCUUGUCAAUUUACUGUGCCAUAGCAAUGUACUGCAUUGGUAUUGUAAAAUGGAUGAGUUACAACUAGCCGGUUAGAUUGAUAAACCUGUCAAGUAUGUAAUUUACAACAUAUUGCAUUCGCGAGAGAUUUUGACCAAUCACAACAAGUGCUGUAACCUGAUUUAAAGUUGCUUUUUACUGUGGCUACAAUGCAGCGAGAAUUGUUUCAUCAUGAUAUCAGUUGUAUAAUGUCGAAGAAAGCUAUUGUUGUUUAUUAAAUAAUGACCAAGCUUGGCAUUAAAGGGC
Messenger RNA from Oncorhynchus masou masou (cherry salmon), 3878 nucleotides. RefSeq lists its product as uncharacterized. Gene Ontology annotation, cellular component: plasma membrane. Lineage: Eukaryota; Metazoa; Chordata; Actinopteri; Salmoniformes; Salmonidae. The record is from RefSeq and is a predicted model, not a curated record. The transcript has 3 exons. Gene Ontology annotation, biological process: neuron projection development. Bases 732 to 2285 code for a protein of 517 amino acids.